AAAGAACAAAUUCUAAAUAAUGUUCGUAACUUGGACGAGGAAAAGAAGGAAGAGAUAACUAAAAUCCUAGAGAAGAAGAAGAGUCAAUUGAUAUUGCAGAUAAAUGUGUCGCUAAUGGAUAUGAAGAUAUUAUUAAUGGUGACGAUGAGGUUGUUGAUCAUGCGGGAUGAAAUGCAAACAAUCCAAACAGAAAACAUUCACUAAUCUCUAAUGAUGAGGAGUAAUUAGAAGGGUCAUUUCAAUUGCUAUUUAGCAAUCAGUUCCCUCGCAUGGGAG
Messenger RNA from Linum tenue, 276 nucleotides. The record is from the annotation of a GenBank genome assembly. NCBI's taxonomy places the organism in Eukaryota, Viridiplantae, Streptophyta, Magnoliopsida, Malpighiales, Linaceae.